AUGUCGAACUCCAAAUGGCAGGGCUCUGUAGAAGGCAAGAUCAUGGCUCCGCUGGAGAGCGUGUGGAAGAUAGCAAGUGACUAUUACGAGAUGCACAAGUGGUUUCCGGACAUGAAAUUGUGCGAAAGAGUGGAAGGAGCGCCUGAACAGGGCGUGGGCUCUGUGCGCCGCUGUAUAACAAGUUUGCCAUCCGAUCAGGAGAGCACCGAUUCUAUUGCCCUGGAGGAGCUCAUCGCUCAAGACGAUACUAACCAUUCAUUCACUUAUCGCGUCACAGAUAGCAACUUGCCGGGCUUUAUUGGCCACGAGGGUACCUUUGAAUUCUGUGAACUAACGAAGGAAGAGGGCAACUGUUUGAUGAAAUGGUCUUUCCAGAUGAACCCCAUUGCCGGCUUUACCAAAGAGGGUGUUGAGGCCCUUAGGAAAUCUUUUCUCACUGGCAUGGUCAACAAUCUGGAACAGCUCACUUCUUCAUAG
Cryptomeria japonica (Japanese cedar) is the source of this 477-nucleotide messenger RNA. RefSeq lists its product as uncharacterized. The coding region runs from base 1 to 477 and encodes 158 amino acids. The transcript has a single exon. Lineage: Eukaryota; Viridiplantae; Streptophyta; Pinopsida; Cupressales; Cupressaceae. The record is from RefSeq and is a predicted model, not a curated record.